AUGCCGCACCAGGCGUGCGAAGGCGGUGGUGAUGGAGGCGCAGACCUGAAUGAGGCGAAAAAAGAAAGACGACGACGCCGUCAGAAGAUGUGGGAUGGAGAUGAGGAGAGAAAAGAGGUGUUGUUGAGAAGAGUGGGUGGCGUGAGAGUGAGUGUAGGAGGGAGGGAGGAGGCAGUGUGGGAGGAGUGUUUUGACUUGGUGGCCGGGGGCCCGCGCCCCCUCGCAGCAGGCCUUGGGGAGCUACACGGCCGCACCACCACAACAACAUCAUUUAGAAGGCCUCGCGUGCGCGGCCUGAAGGCAUCACCAAGGCGAGGGGAGCAACAUACUGCUGUACGCACAACGCCACCCCACCGUAAUUUUGGAAAGCCGCAGCAGUGUGCGGAGAGCACUCAGUUUUACCUGGGCUGGACGUGGGGCGCUGAAACAUUCGGAAGUCGUGGCAACAAGGCCACGCCCAGGCGACCUCCUUCACCGACAGUGGACUACAACACCACAAGCAGUAGGAUAAAGCUGCUAACCAUGAGCACGCCAGCUUAG
Westerdykella ornata is the source of this 540-nucleotide messenger RNA. RefSeq lists its product as uncharacterized. Lineage: Eukaryota; Fungi; Ascomycota; Dothideomycetes; Pleosporales; Sporormiaceae. The transcript is spliced from 2 exons. The record is from RefSeq and is a predicted model, not a curated record. The coding region runs from base 1 to 540 and encodes 179 amino acids.